Messenger RNA from Esox lucius (northern pike), 3128 nucleotides. RefSeq names its product sirtuin 5 (gene sirt5). NCBI's taxonomy places the organism in Eukaryota, Metazoa, Chordata, Actinopteri, Esociformes, Esocidae. The transcript has 9 exons. The coding region runs from base 156 to 1076 and encodes 306 amino acids. Gene Ontology annotation, molecular function: protein-malonyllysine demalonylase activity; protein-succinyllysine desuccinylase activity; NAD+ binding. The record is from RefSeq and is a predicted model, not a curated record.
AAUGAUAGGAUCAUUGUGUACAUUUACAUUUCGCGUUAUUCACAUCGAUUAGCUAACUUCUUCAGAGCGAAUAAAAAGACAACAUUCAUGACCAAUAGCAGUUAAGAAUCUAAUAAACCAAACAGCGGAAAGAGGCCUUGAGGUAUUUAACCCUGAUGAUUGUACGUCAGUUUACCUGCAGAGGCAUCACCUCUCAGCUGUGUCCCAGACUCACAGAGCCACGGACCUGGGUCAGACAAGACAUGGCCAGACCCAGCUCUGAUCUAGCAGCGUUCCGAGAGGUAUUCUCUAAAGCCAAACACGUGGCCAUUUUGACAGGAGCCGGGGUUAGUGCUGAGAGCGGGGUUCCGACGUUCAGAGGAGAAGGAGGCUUCUGGAGGAAAUGGCAAGCCCAGGACCUGGCCACCCCAGGUGCAUUCAGUCAGAACCCAUCCAGGGUAUGGGAGUUCUACCACUACCGCCGGGAGGUGAUGCUGUCCAAGAGCCCCAACCCGGCCCACAAGGCCAUAGCCGACUGUGAGGCUCGUCUGCGGAAACAAGGUCGCAGUGUCACCGUCAUCACACAGAACAUCGACGAGCUGCAUCACCGGGCUGGAUCCACCAACGUCCUGGAGAUACACGGCAGUUUGUUCAAAACCCGCUGUAUGAGCUGUGGUCACGUUGCGGUGAACUACAAGAGCCCCAUCUGUGCUGCCCUGGAGGGCAAAGGGGCUCCAGACCCGAACACCAGUGAUGCACAGAUCCCACCUCAUGAGCUACCCAGGUGUGAGCAGGGAAGCUGUAACGGUCUGCUUAGGCCUCAUGUGGUCUGGUUCGGGGAGACUCUGGACUCCGACAUCCUGACCCGUGUUGAAGAGGAGCUCGACUGCUGCGACCUCUGCCUGGUGGUUGGUACGUCCUCUAUAGUGUACCCGGCAGCAAUGUUCGCUCCCCAGGUGGCGGCAAAAGGAGUUCCUGUAGCAGAAUUUAACAUGGAGGAAACACCGGCCACCAUGCGCUUCAGGUUCCACUUCCACGGCCCCUGUGGAAGCACCCUGCCUCCUGCCCUAGCGCGCCAUGACACCGAAGUCCUCUGAGGCAGAAAGACACCGACUAUCCAACUGUGUUGGUCCACAUUAAGGGCAGUGUGUGAUGAUGGAGUACAAAAGAAAAAGGUUGACAUUUUCAUGGACUGAAUAAAAAGCUAAAGUAAGAUUUUUUUCCAUCCCAUUUUCAACUCCACAGUCUGGUCAUAAACUGUUGUGUUACAUUUUUGGUCUUGGCAACUGCACUGUAGCAACAGCUUGCAAAUACAGUGUGGUUUGGCUACAAAAUGAUAUUGUUAUAGGUGUUUUUGUACAACAACAGCCACAAAUGAAUCAUUAUUGAUUAGAAAUCAAGCUUAUUGUGUGCACUUUUACCACCCUGUUAUGUUUGUCAUAAUUUAUUUAACUGCAAUGCUUUCUAGAGUAAUAGUUGGAGGACCACAGAAUCUUGUCAACUAAUGUUCUGUUUUUCUGUGGACUCCAGGAACUGUAGCUGCUGUUGUAGCAGUAGCUAAUGGUGAUCCUAAUGUGUCCAAAUUGACUUUGAUAUGAUUGUUAUUCUAUCCAUAUAUGUGCAUGAAGGAAUUUCCACUGCCAUUUCUUGCCUCAUUAGUUUUAAAUAUCCAUGUAUCCAUAUAUCAUGUCAAACAAAAACAUUUUUUUGUUAACAAUAAUAUUUUAGUGACGUGCUGUUUCCAUCACCCCUGUGGAUUAAAACCUGUUACCAAUUAUAUUUGUCAAGAUUGAUUACACAGUUGUGAAAGUUUGUGAACCUUUUUGCAUUUUGUGUUAUUACAUUAAUUUGACAGAACAUUUGAUCAGAUUGUAUUCUAAAUCCUAGUAAAUAUUUUCGCAAUCUACCCACAAUACCUAAUAAUGACAAAGUGAAAACUAUUUUGAAGAGAUUUAUUGAAAAUGAAAAGCUUAAAUAUCUCAUGCACAUAAGUAUAUAGGCCUUUUGAAACGACACUCCAACUUGCCCAGAUGCAUCCUGUGUUUAUAGAAUAUUGAUUACAGUCAACCUGUGGCAAGUUCCUUUGACUGGACAUGACUUCAAAAUACACACGGAUGUCUAAGGUCCCAUCCUUCACAGUGUGUGUCAAAAAAGACCAAGCCAAGAAACACCCUGUAGACCCAGGUUUCUGAUGCUGACUGGCUUCAUUAUUAGGCAGUUACCAAACAAGUGUUCUUUGCUGCUCAGGAAGGCCAAGUCUGAUUGUUUUUUCUGUUACCACUGAAAGCCUGAAUGACCCUAGAAGGUUUGGGAUGAUUAUUUAGUCUGUCUGUAAAUUGUAAUGUUAAUGAAUUACUGUAAAUAUACAGUAUGUAUAUUGAAGAACUUUGUUGCUGCAUGACAUAACUGUUAUGCUGAAUUGUUUUAUGCACUUUGUAUCAUCUGGUAAUCUGUUUGAUGCCAUUUUUUCAGUUUCUGUUCAACCCUUUGUUGAUAAUGAGUGAGAGCUGGUCAAACUUUCAUUUUAUUUGCCAAUCUCAGUGCAGGAGGUACAUGAAGCCCUGGAAUCCUUAGAUCAGAGAAAGCCUACGAGUCCUGAUAUUCUUGAUCCCUGCUAUUUGAAAUUGGCAGCUGAUUUUAUUGCCAAACCACUUACAUAUCUCUUCAGUCUUACCCUGGAAUGUAAUGAAAUACCAAGGAUCUGGAAAUCUGAGUUUGUUAUACCACCGCUAAAACGUCAAGAUCCAUCGCUAUAAAAAACAGUUAUUGGCCAAUCACAAAGCUAACACCACAGGCUAAAAUACUUGAAAUCCUUGUUAGUGAACAGAUAAAGGUGUUUUUAUACGCUAAUUCUAUUGUAUCUAUGAAGGUUUUAAAUAUUUCUAAUUUAAUGCUUGUUUAAAAACAACAUUUUAUCUCACUUUCUUGAUCUUUCAAAGGCAUUCGGUGCAGAUGAUCUUGCUAUACUGAAUAAGAGAUUGUCACGUCUUUCUGAGCCUGCUGUUGCAUGGUUUGCUAACUAUCUGAUAUCUUGGUGAGUUCAAUUUUAUGGGCUUGCAUCUGAUAAAUUGUCUGUUUUAAAUUGUGUGCUCCAGGGCUUGUUACUUGGCCCCCUCCUAUUCUGUAUUUAAUAAACUUCACAAUAUGUU